ACGAAACUCAACUCAACCAAUUGAACGCAAUUGUUUCGAAACAGGAGACGAAUCUCUUGCGUACGACUUGCUUGAAGAGAGUUUGAUAAGAUUAGUGCAUCGCGGCCGGUCUCUGGAGAAGGAGAUUGUUGGAGGAUUAAGGUUCUGCUCGAGUGGCGCACUUACGGACGAAUCGAUGGAGUGCUGUUUGAAGGGCAAAACGAUUGUAGUGACCGGAGCUGGACAGGGCAUCGGAAAUGAACUCUGCCGUACGCUGGAUCAGCUUGGGGCGAAGGUGAUUGCGGUUUCCCGGUCCCCGGCACCACUGGAGAAACUGAAAAAGGACUGCCCAGCGAUCGAGAUCAAGCAAGUGGAUCUUUCCGAUUGGUCAGCCACGCGCACUGUCCUUGGUGGACUCGGCAAGGUCGAUGGGUUGGUUAACAAUGCGGGUGUUGCCAUCAUAAAACCGUUCUUCGAGUUAACGGAACAGGAUUUCGACAGCACGUUCAAUGUGAACGUAAAGGCAGCCUUCAAUGUGGCGCAAAUACUGGCCACCAAAAUGGAAUCUGGAGCCAGCAUUGUCAACGUUUCGUCGCUGGCCAGUAUGAAGGCGUUCCAAGGGCACUGUGCGUACACAAUGUCCAAAGCGGCCAUCGAUGGACUAACGAAGAGUUUGGCGCUCGAGCUGGGGCCGCGUAAGAUUCGCGUGAACAGCGUGAAUCCAACCGUAAUCCUGACACGCAUGGGACGCGAUAAUUGGUCUGAUCCGGCAAAGGCGGACCCGCUGCUGGCGAAGAUACCGCUGGGACGCUUCGGGGAAGUGCACGAAGUCGUUGAAUCGAUCGUUUAUCUGCUGAGCGAUCGAUCGAGUUUCUUGAACGGCCACAGCCUGCCGCUGGAGGGUGGAUAUUUGGCCGGUAACUAGAGCCCCUCAAGAAAGGCAGCGAUAUUCCAUUAAAUUCUUUAAAUACAUUGGCUUUAUAUUUCGAGCGUUGAGUGAUGGACAUUAAAGCAUAAAUAAUUCACCGCAAAUACGACACGAAGAUUAAAUGAAAA
Anopheles bellator is the source of this 1035-nucleotide messenger RNA. RefSeq names its product L-xylulose reductase. The transcript is spliced from 4 exons. Bases 176 to 904 code for a protein of 242 amino acids. Lineage: Eukaryota; Metazoa; Arthropoda; Insecta; Diptera; Culicidae. Gene Ontology annotation, biological process: glucose metabolic process; xylulose metabolic process. Gene Ontology annotation, molecular function: carbonyl reductase (NADPH) activity; L-xylulose reductase (NADPH) activity. The record is from RefSeq and is a predicted model, not a curated record.